Messenger RNA from Dermatophagoides farinae (American house dust mite), 1785 nucleotides. Its product is annotated as trans-aconitate 2-methyltransferase. The record is from RefSeq and is a predicted model, not a curated record. NCBI's taxonomy places the organism in Eukaryota, Metazoa, Arthropoda, Arachnida, Sarcoptiformes, Pyroglyphidae.
AUGGUGAGAAAAUACCAAAGAAAUCACUACUAUCAAUAAAUUUUCAUUAUGAAAAUCAAUUUUUCAAACCCAUUGAGAUAUGAACAAUUUCUCACAGCAUAAUGAACAAAUAAUAUCUGGUUAAUCCAUCCAUUCAUUACAUGAAAAAAUGAUCGAUUUGUGUUUGCCACGAAACCUCGAUCGCUGUCACUGAAAAUGCAACAAAAGCCUUGAAUUUGAUCAUUGCAUUUCAGUGUUUUUUUUCUGUUUGUGUUUCUUCCUGUCAUUGUCUUUGUGUGUGUGUGUUUGUAUUUGUUUUUUAAUUAAAUGUGUGGAAUAUAAAAUUGUUUGGCCUAGAAUUUGUUAAACUAUUUCCUGUUAGAUCAUUUGUAAUCAUCAAUGACAACCCUAUGAUGAUUAAAUGAUAAUAAUAAUAAUGUACAAUUUGAUUGAUAACGUCGAAUGACCGCCUUCAUUAAUGAUGCUGUAAUAUGGAAAUUUCUCGUACUUAAAAUUUACAUAGCUAUAUAAAUGAUGUGAUUUUUCUUUUGUCAUUGCCAUUCAUUCAUUCUGGUUCAUAUAUUUGAUGAAAAAAAAAAAUACAAUUGAUCUCAACAAUAAUAUAAUAAUUUAUCUCAAUAAUUUGGCUUGAAAAACUUUGAGAAAAGCAUAAUUUCUACAUAUUAAUCAAGAUAAUUUUUCCUAUCGAUAAACUCAACAUUUUGUAACAAAAAUGACCUGUUCUGGUUGCCUGUUUGGCCUAUUCAAAUUCAUCUAUGUCAUAUUGACAUUUAUUGUACUAGCCAUCCAUAUUCACUACAUAUGGUUUUAUUUGGCGAAUGUACGUGAUAUGGAAUCAUUUUUUAAUCAUAAUCAAUUUGCCCAUUUUAUGGGCAUCUUUUUGGGCUUUUUAUUCCGUAUCAGUGGACUAUUGUCGGCUUGUAAGGAAAAGAUUGCCUUAACCUGUACUUAUAGCUUAUUUUUGGUGUUAAUAUUAUUGAUUUCACGUCAAAUUGAUAUUAUAUUCGCCAUACAUGCCAUAACAGCCAUCUAUGCAAUGUGGUUCGUACUAGCAUUAAAAUAUGUACGUCAUAAGAAAAAACGUCGACAAUUACGACAUCAAAUUCCAACAUCGAUUAUAACCGGUGGUUCCGGUUCAGGUCGUAAUGUUAGUCGUCAAAGUCGAAGUAGUUCAACAACUACUGGAACAACAACUAUCGCUAAUACUCGUUCAUCAUCAAUAACUGUUGAUCUAUUAGAUGAUCCAGCUGGUCGUGUAAUCAAUGUUAUGCCAUCGGCUCCAUCAUUCAAUGAAUCACAACCACCGGAUCCAACUAUAACAACGACAACAACUGGUUAUGAUAGUUCUAAUAAUUUACAGCCUCCAUUGUAUGAUCAUGUCGGUUAUCCACAAUUGAAUCAUACACCACCACCAUCAUAUACUGAAUUAUUUGAAUCAAAACAAUCAUGAACAAUAAUAACACAUACAAUAUCAAUAAAUAAAAUAAAAUUUCAAAAAAAAAAUCAUUCAACAAUAUAGCAACACAUAAAUGGAAUCUCAUCAUCUUUUUUUUAAAUAUUUUUUUUUACAUUUUGAUUACAUAACAAUUUUCAUCAUCAUCAUGAUCAUACUAUCAAUCAAUCACAGCCAUCAUAAACAGUGAGCUUUCACAUCGGAAAAUACUGCACAAAAUAAUCGAUCAAUACACACAAGCCCCAUUUAUAAUGAAUACAUCAUUUUUUCUCGACUUGACAUUUUUUUUCCAUAACUUAAUUUUGUAAAAUAAAAUUUUUUUUUUCCAUACA